Molecule: messenger RNA, 1433 nt
Organism: Lagopus leucura (white-tailed ptarmigan)
Lineage: Eukaryota; Metazoa; Chordata; Aves; Galliformes; Phasianidae
Gene: LANCL3
Product: LanC like 3
Exons: 5
Coding region: 1-1251 (416 amino acids)
Biological process (GO): carbohydrate metabolic process; peptide modification
Cellular component (GO): plasma membrane
Source: RefSeq, a predicted model, not a curated record
AUGGCGAGCCAGCGCUGCUUCGCCAACCGCUUCGAUGACUACGCGGGCAGCCUGGCGGCCGCGCCGGACAAAGAAGCGGCGGUGCCGCUGGUGACGGCCACCAUCGAGCGGAUCUUGAAGGAGCUGCCGCCGCUCGGCGGCGGGGCGGCGGGCGGUCCCCGCGUCUGCCAAGGCGGGCUGUACGGCGGGGUGGCCGGCGUGGCCUACAUGCUGUACCACGUCGCGCAGUGCCCGCUGUUCGCGCCGUCGCGGGAGGCCUACCUGCGGGCCGCCCGGCGCGUGGUGGACGCCUGCCUGCGCUACCAGGAGGCGGGCGGCGAGGCCGACGCCGACACCCGCGCCGCCUUCCUGCUGGGCGGCGCCGGGGUGUACGCGGUGGCAGCCUUGGUGUACCGGGCGCUGGGGCUGCCCGACUUCGCCCGGCCUCUGGGCAAGUUCCGCGAGCUGAGCGAGGUCUGCGCGCCGCUCUCCUUCCUCGAGUGCGGCUCCGACGAGCUGUUCGUGGGACGCGCCGGGUACCUGUGUGCCGCCCUGGUGCUGAAGCAGCGGCUCGGCAUGGAGGUGCUGACCCCAGCACAAAUAAAAUCAAUUUGCCUGGCCAUUCUGGAAUCAGGAAAGCAAUACGCAGUGAAGAAGAGGAAACCGUUCCCACUCAUGUAUUCCUACUAUGGAACUGAGUAUCUUGGUGCAGCACAUGGACUUUCAUCAAUCCUUCAGAUGUUACUUUCCUAUUUUGAGUACCUGCAGCCAGCAGAUCAGGAGCUUGUGUGGCAGAGUGUUGACUUUCUCAUGGACCAAGAGCAGAAUAGCAACUGGCCUCCUGAGCUGGGGGAGACGAUCGAGCGGGAGAAUGAGCUUGUUCACUGGUGUCAUGGAGCUCCAGGCAUUGCAUAUCUGUUUGCCAAAGCUUACCUGGUUUCCAAGAAGCCUCAGUACCUGGACACUUGUAUCCGUUGUGGAGAGCUAACCUGGCAGAAAGGCCUGCUGAAGAAGGGACCUGGAAUAUGCCAUGGAGUGGCUGGUAGUGCUUAUGUGUUCCUGCUGCUCUAUAGGCUCACUGGAAACUCAAAAUACAUCUACAGGGCUCAAAGGUUUGCAGAGUUCUUAUUUACAGAGGAAUUUAAGGCUGGUUCCCGGGCACUAGAAAGUGUAUAUAGUCUGUAUGAAGGCUUCUCGGGGACUGUGUGUUUCCUGACUGAUUUGCUGCAGCCCAAUCAAGCCGAGUUUCCUCUCUUCAGUGUCUUUGUCUAGAGAACAACAUCAUUCAGGGCUGCAUUCCUGUGGCAAUGGGAGAGGCACCUGUGGUUUCACCUGUUUGUGAGAGGCUAUUUCCAAAACAAGCCAGUGGUACCACUAAUGCUAGCCUUAAUGUAAUUGGGAGGCAGGUGAAAGUAAAUUCACUUAGGCUUUGGGUAAGGGAAGCAUGUGAGCAA